This is a messenger RNA of Cataglyphis hispanica, 2447 nucleotides long. RefSeq names its product protein wntless (gene wls). The transcript is spliced from 11 exons. Gene Ontology annotation, biological process: intracellular protein transport; Wnt signaling pathway; Wnt protein secretion. Lineage: Eukaryota; Metazoa; Arthropoda; Insecta; Hymenoptera; Formicidae. The record is from RefSeq and is a predicted model, not a curated record. The coding region runs from base 148 to 1767 and encodes 539 amino acids. Gene Ontology annotation, molecular function: Wnt-protein binding. Gene Ontology annotation, cellular component: endomembrane system; organelle membrane.
CCCCGGCUCUGAAAGACGAAUUUAUUAUUUUCCGCGUCCACGUUGAGUCGAUCGGUUUCGGCGUCGGUACGCUUUGAAGAUUUUCAAGCGCUCAAGUGUAAGUCGGUUGCGAUAUAAGUCACUGAACAAGCAGACGAGAAUAGAAAAAUGCAGGGCACCAUAAUCGAAAACCUGAGCGGCAAGAAGCUCUCGGUUCUGGUGAUACUUUUGAUAAUCGCACAAAUUGUUUGUUUUUUAAUAGGCGGCUUAAUCGCACCUACACCUGCUAGUAGCCAGAAUAUUCUUGGCACAGCAUGCAAAGAUCUUAGUGUUAAUGGAUCUGAUCAAAAUAAAUGGUUUUACUCAAGAGGAAAAGGUUCUUGUAUUCCAGUUGAUAUGCAUCAUUUUAAUUUUGACAAUCAUCAGCAAGCAUACCAAGUUGUGUAUACAUUUCAGAUGCCCGUACCUCGGAACAAUAAGCAACUUGAUUAUUCGAGAUGGCAGCAAAAUUUAAUUGGAGUUUUACAAGUGGAUAUAUCUUAUAACAGUCAGAUUCAAAUCGCUUCUAGGACAAAAAUAACAUUGGAUGCACGAUUAGCUUAUCGAAACAAAAAUGAUCCAGAAGAUAUGUGGAAACCAUAUGCUGCUUCUAUUGUGGAGAGAAUUUUAGAUUGCAGCAUAGAUAAGCCAUUGGAACACUAUAAUUAUAAUUGUAGUGUCAUGCCAUUGUUUGAAUUGGGAUCUUUAUAUCAUGAUUACUACUUGUUAAAUAUUCGUCUUCCUUCUGACACUGGUCAAAACCAGGGAUUGGGACAUAUUGUUGAUUUAUGGCUUACAGCUAUUAAUCAAAACGGUGGGUUCACGAUAGUAUGGGUGAGUCUAAAGACCGUUUACUUCCCUAUAGUGUUAGCUGUUUUGACUUGGUAUUGGAGAAGAGUGUACAUGCUGUCUCGAUCACCUGCACUUUUGGAAUAUAUGCUUUUAGCUUUGGGUUCUGCCUUAACAUUUUUAAAUAUGCCAUUGGAAUACUUGACACUCGCUUAUGAUAUGCCAUUUAUGCUACUGCUGGGUGAUAUUCGACAAGGAGUAUUUUAUGCGACAUUGUUAUCGUUUUGGCUUGUGUUUGCUGGUGAACAUUUAAUGGAAGGCGAACAAAGCAAUUCAUUAAAAUGUUAUUGGCGGCAUCUUUCUGCAGUAGGUACUGGAUGUCUCUCACUAUUUAUAUUUGAUAUGUGUGAACGUGGUGUACAAUUGAGAAAUCCAUUCUACUCAAUUUGGGUUACUGAUAUUGGAACAAAAUUAGCACUAUCCUUUAUUAUCUUGGCUGGUAUAUCAGCUGGAAUAUAUUUGCUGUUCUUAUCUUAUAUGAUAUGGAAAGUAUUUAUGAACAUUAGUGCGAAGAGGGCUGUUUUACCCAGCAUGAGUUCAGCACGACGUCUGCAUUACGAAGGAGUUAUAUAUCGUUUCAAAUUCUUAAUGAUUGCCACAUUAUUAUGCGCGUCAUUAACUGUUGUUGGCUUUAUAUUAGGACAGGUUGCAGAAGGUCAAUGGAAAUGGGACGAAGAUUUACAGUUAGAAAUGACUUCUGCCUUCUUUACCGGUGUAUAUGGUAUGUGGAACAUUUAUAUCAUUGCAUUAUUAUGUCUCUACGCUCCUUCUCAUAAGCAAUGGCCAAUUGAACCAUCUGAGAAUAGUAUUAGUGAGGAAAUCGAAUUUUCUCCUUUGCCAACUGAUCCUAAUGAAAUGUUGUCUUUAACUGCGUUUGCACGAAAAACAGCAGUAGAAUAAAGUACAUACUUUUAUUUAUGUACAUUUGUAAGAAGCAGGAGGAGAUGGCAAAUUCUUAUAUGUACUUAAUUGUUACAGCUAGAAUUUAUAAAUAGAACUGUAUUAGAUUUUUCACUAUUUAUUAGGAACACAAUGACUGAUAAUACUUUUAUGGUAACAAUUUUAUAUGCCAAAUUCGAUUAUUUAUUGCUUCCAAUGUUUUUUGUAUGAUAUAUACAUAUUUAUAGUAUUAUGAUUAUCUAUGAUAAGCAAAAAUAUACAUAAGUCAUUUCAUCUUUGUACUUGUUAGUAUGUCAUAAGCACAAGCUCUAGAAUGAAUAUGAUCUGCUUUUAUAUAUUAUUUAUAAAAACUUUAGCAUAAUGCACAUGUGUAUAUGUGUAUUAUGUUGAAAUACAAACCGAUGUCUAAUAAUUAAAAUCGUGCACUUAAAAUAUAAUAUUAGAAAAAUCACGAGUAUAAGAUGGUUAUGUAUGUACAUCAUGUUUUAUUUUCAUGUUUUCUAUAACAUGAAAUUAUUGUUAUAUGAAUAUUUUUAUAUUUUUGAAGUACUUAAAUUUUUAGUAAAAAUAAUGGAUAAAAGACAAUCAAACACUUUUGAAUCAAAUAUUUUAUAUGCAGAUACAAUGAGAUGACUGUAUGUAACAAACAGCAGCUAUUUUAAUUGGGACAAUAUUUAUAU